AUGUAACCCUGUCAAACUCAAAACCCACAUAAACUCCUAGAGUCCAUGAUCCUCUAGUCAGCAACACUUGAAGAUGUAAACUCAUUCAUAAACUCACACAAUAAUGAAUUAAACUAAUCCUGGAAUCAUGAAUUAAAGGAAGAAUUUGAAAGAGCAACAAAAUUGGAUUCUUUAACCCUUGUGGAACAAUAUUAAAUCAUUAAAGAUCAGGCCCUUGCAUCAUAAAUCCUAACUCCUUAUUUACUUGUUUAACAAUCCUAAGACACCUUAGAUUUUGGAAAUUUGGGCUUGUUAUUUCAAAAUUAUAGUUAAGAUCAAAAUAUGGAUUCUAUAACAUCAGACGAUGAUCCCCUUGAAUCAACCCAUGGCUCAUACACAUAGCCAGAUUCCGAAAGCUAAAGCUUUGACAAGCAGCAAGUUCAUAAAAAAUCACAUAAUAAGACAAGAACUGACACAAUUUGGAAGAAAACACUAAGAGCUUUCAGACUCUUCUAAAAGAACCAAUUCUUAAAAAUUAUUGGAAGAAAACUCACCCCUGCUUAAUUUCAAGGGUCGCCAUCUCGAAUUCAUUAGUAAAUAGCAAAACUAGACAAAAUGAAAAACAUUCUAUUCGAUAUUUAAGGUGAUAGCUAUACAAACCUUUUGAAAAUUUACUAUGGAAUAUAUGGCAACACCCAUAACUCAUAAGACAGAGUCUAAUUUUUCAAUGAUGAUCUCAAUAAAAUUUUGUUCGAAAGAUGGAUGACUUUAUAUUUUGAUGAUUUUAUUGAGAACCUACCUCAAGGAAAAUACUUCAAGGAUGAACUCAUUAACUUCUUGAAGGACCUAACAAAUUACAAUGUCAGCUAUCGAUUGUCACACAAAAUUAAGUAGAUGACAUCAAAUGGACCAAAGAAGAGAGGUAGACCUUGCAAAUCAUCUCCUUCAUCUUCUGAAAAAAUUGAGACAAAUAAUUUUUGA
This is a messenger RNA of Stylonychia lemnae, 960 nucleotides long. NCBI's taxonomy places the organism in Eukaryota, Ciliophora, Spirotrichea, Sporadotrichida, Oxytrichidae. The record is from the annotation of a GenBank genome assembly.